Molecule: messenger RNA, 1719 nt
Organism: Lingula anatina
Lineage: Eukaryota; Metazoa; Brachiopoda; Lingulata; Lingulida; Lingulidae
Source: RefSeq, a predicted model, not a curated record
GGAUGGAGGGAUUACGUGGUAUAAAAACUACAUGUCAAAGAAAGCUUAACAGAAAAUAACUCAAGAUUUUGUGCUUCAAAAUUGACUGACCAUUCCUUGUGGAUAAGUUGAGGAUAGAAGUAUGGUUCACAGAAAUCUGCUGUAUGGCUUGGCUGGUGUACUCGUGCUGAUGGCGCUCUUGUUAAUGCUGCCAAAAAAGUUUGAAAUGCUCAAGACAAAUGGUGAACCAAACCAUUUACAUAACCAGCAUCAGACAAAGGUCUCAAAGGAUCGUCUGCGUGUGGCACCAUCUAUUGACAACUCCCUGUCUCCUCCUUGUGGAGAAGUCUGUGAUUUUUCCAUCCACAAAAGCAAAGGAAUGUCUUUUGUCAAGAAGAAUUUUAAUUGUCAUAACAUAUUUCUGAGACUUAAGUACCCUCCUGGAAAAGUGUAUAAACCACCUCUACGAGAGCCACCUAAAGAGCUUUUGGAUGCGUUCACACAAAAUGGAGACAUGGCACUGGGAUCUUUUUACAUGGAUGGCACAACGGCUUCUAAGGGCUCCGUGUUUAAGAUAGAGGACAUGAACAAAUUAAUCAAGGACGAUAAAGAGCUAAAAAUGAUUGGAAGUUACGGAAGAGAGAGUGCAAAGUUUAAGAAUGGUCUCAGCAAAUACAAAUCUGAACUGACGGGCAAGUCUGGGAUAGUGAUUGGGAGUAUUCGUCCUUGGAUAGAAGUAAUGCUUAUAAACAUAGGUGUCAAGCAUGUGACAACAGUAGAUUAUAAUUCUGUCAUAUUUGAGCAUCCUCAGAUAUCGUUUAAACUGAUGCCAGACUUGGCAGAUGAAAGUAUAAAAAAUCAGCCACCGCAGUUUGAUUUUGCUGCAUCAUUUUCUUCUUUAGAACACUCAGGACUUGGUCGCUAUGGCGACCCUAUUAAUCCGUAUGGUGAUUUUGAAGCUGCAGCGCAAAUAUGGUGCAUGCUUAAGCCUGGUGGGUUAUUUUUUCUUGGUGUUCCUGCUUCAUUUGGAAAGAGAAAAGGGACGCUGGAUUAUAAUGCACAUCGUAUCUACGGUGAAGCUCGUAUCGAGCAACUCACGGCAAACUUUGAGGAAAUUUAUAGGUUUCAUACUGGUAUUCACGGUGUAUUUGUGUUGAGAAAGCGAGUGUGAUCAGAUCGCCCUGAGGUUCAGAGCCUGUAUUGGAACCUCUCUGAAUAUCAGUACUUUAAAACUGCAUUAGAUCAAUGAAUCUGUGAGUGGGGGUUAUUGAUAAUAUAUGGAAAUCAUUGGCAAGGAGGAAGAUGUACUCUUCAUGCACAUUAAAUACAAUAAAGUUAUCUGGUUUGCAGAACUGAAAGUGGUGUGAUACACCAAAAAGUAAUUAAAAAGCAAAAAAUGUAAAAUAUGGAUUUGAUAGCAUGGCGUCAAACCAGAAGUGAUGAGGUGAACUGUCUCCUGUUUAAGUGGCUCUUGCUCCCCCUCAGGGACAACAUUUAUCAUUAUGCCUAACAUGAAACAACCAGAUAUGACUCCCAUAAUUUUAAACGCCCUCACUUCAUCUCAUAAGUUUUGAUAGCAUGUCGUCCAAAUUUGCAUAAGAAUUUUGACAUGUUACAAUUCUCUCACCAAGACUUGCAUCAUAAAAUAUUUAAUGCAAAUGGUGAUCUAAGUUAAGUAUAAUGUUAUCUGGCAUUUUUCACCUCAGCUAUUUAGUUUGAAGAGUAUAUAUUUAUCUAGUA